This is a messenger RNA of Physeter macrocephalus (sperm whale), 2267 nucleotides long. RefSeq names its product pre-mRNA processing factor 38B (gene PRPF38B). The record is from RefSeq and is a predicted model, not a curated record. Gene Ontology annotation, cellular component: precatalytic spliceosome. The transcript has 6 exons. Bases 279 to 1913 code for a protein of 544 amino acids. Lineage: Eukaryota; Metazoa; Chordata; Mammalia; Artiodactyla; Physeteridae.
UUCCCAGGGGCAGUUGGCGGAAGAGAUCGCGCUCCCAGGCCGACGGCUAGCUUUCUGCUUGGAGUUCUCGCGGCCCGCGAUUCGGCCUCUGCUCUCGACCCGGGGUCCAUUCGUCGGUGUCCCGGUUGCCCUCCCUCACCCGGCUGGGGCACAGCGAGGAGGCCCCAUCUUCCGAAGGCGUUCCAUGGAGUAGGGUCCCGGACCGUUGUCCCGAGGAGUGAGAUUGAGCUUGGCCCCCUCCCCCUCCCUUCUCCCUCCCUCCUUCCUUCCGCCGCAACAUGGCUAACAACAGCCCCGCGCUGACAGGCAACUCGCAGCCGCAGCACCAGGCGGCCGCAGCCGCGGCCCAGCAGCAGCAGCAGUGCGGCGGCGGUGGCGCCACCAAGCCUGCAGUCUCGGGCAAGCAGGGCAAUGUGCUGCCGCUGUGGGGCAACGAAAAGACUAUGAAUCUCAACCCCAUGAUCUUGACCAAUAUCCUGUCGUCGCCUUACUUCAAAGUGCAGCUCUACGAGCUCAAGACCUACCACGAGGUGGUGGACGAGAUCUACUUUAAGGUCACACAUGUUGAACCAUGGGAGAAGGGAAGCAGGAAAACAGCUGGCCAAACAGGGAUGUGCGGAGGGGUUCGAGGUGUUGGGACAGGAGGAAUUGUUUCUACAGCUUUUUGCCUGUUAUACAAAUUAUUUACUCUGAAGUUAACUCGCAAGCAAGUGAUGGGUCUUAUAACACACACAGACUCUCCAUAUAUUAGAGCCCUUGGAUUUAUGUAUAUAAGGUACACACAGCCCCCUACAGAUCUAUGGGAUUGGUUUGAAUCCUUCCUUGAUGAUGAAGAGGACCUAGAUGUGAAGGCUGGUGGAGGCUGUGUAAUGACCAUUGGAGAAAUGCUACGGUCUUUUCUCACAAAACUGGAGUGGUUUUCUACCUUGUUUCCAAGAAUUCCGGUUCCAGUUCAGAAGAAUAUCGAUCAACAGAUUAAAACCCGACCAAGAAAAAUCAAGAAAGAUGGAAAGGAAAGCGCUGAGGAAGUAGACAGACAUGUUGAACGCAGGCGUUCAAGGUCUCCAAGGAGAUCACUGAGUCCACGGAGGUCCCCAAGAAGAUCCAGAAGUAGAAGCCAUCAUCGGGAAGGCCAUGGGUCUUCUAGUUUUGACCGAGAAUUAGAAAGAGAGAAAGAACGCCAGCGACUAGAGCGUGAAGCCAAAGAAAGGGAAAAAGAAAGGCGAAGAUCCCGAAGUAUCGAUCGGGGGCUGGAACGCAGGCAUAGCAGGAGUAGGGAAAGACAUAGAAGCCGUAGUCGAAGUCGUGAUAGGAAAGGGGAUAGAAGGGACAGGGAUCGGGAAAGAGAGAAAGAAAAUGAGAGAGGUAGAAGACGAGAUCGUGACUAUGAUAAGGAAAGAGGUAAUGACCGAGAAAAGGAGAGGUCAAGAGAACGGUCCAAGGAACGGAGAAGUAGGGGUGAGGUAGAAGAAAAGAAAUAUAAAGAAGACAAAGAUGAUAGGCGGCAUAGAGAUGACAAAAAAGAUUCCAAGAAAGAGAAAAAACAUAGUAGAAGUAGAAGCAGAGAAAGAAAACAUAGAAGUAGGAGUAGAAGUAGAAAUGCAGGGAAACGAAGUAGAAGUAGGAGCAAAGAGAAAUCAAGUAAACAUAAAAAUGAAAGUAAAGAAAAAUCAAAUAAACGGAGUAGAAGUGGCAGUCAAGGAAGAACUGACAGUGUUGAAAAAUCAAGAAAACGGGAACAUAGCCCCAGCAAAGAAAAAUCUAGGAAGCGUAGCAGAAGCAAAGAACGUUCCCACAAACGAGAUCACAGUGAUAGUAAGGACCAGUCUGACAAACAUGAUCGCCGAAGGAGCCAAAGUAUAGAACCAGAGAGCCAAGAAAAACAACAUAAAAACAAAGAGGAAACUGUGUGAAAAUUUUUUGUAAAAGUGGAUCACAUUGAAUCCUAUAAAUGUUGGGUUAAAUCUGCUUUUUUUUUUCCUCCCAAGUUGAGUUUGUGCAGUAGUUACACACUCUUCAAGCUCCCUGUAGGCUGCAUUUUCAUUUCCUCUUUUGUGUAGGGAAGUGCCUUUGUAAUCCCAUUUAUUGCAUUCAUGUUUUCACCCAACUGUUGAGUUUGAUACAUGAUGCACAGAUUGUUCUUGCAUUUUAUUGUUUGUUUUUGAGAUGUACAGUCUGUACAUAUGUCCUGAAAAUGUUUUAAUUCCAUUGGCAUGGUUGCCAUGUUGGUUAAAUUUGUAUAAGGCAAUAAAAUGCCACUAAUUCUA